CGAUAGUCAAAACAUUGACUCUCUAGGCUGCAGCUCUUUCCUUGUUUUUAAAAUGAAACCAAUUUCUCGCACUCACACAGCUGCCAUCGUAGCAACGCGUUAAUCCCACUAGGCCACUAUCCCAUCUAAUAAUACUGGGUUUUUCCAUGGUCAACGUCUAAUAUGUAUUUUUUUUGUUCUUAUGAAUGGAUUAUUGGAAUGAAGAAAAAAAUUAAAUAGCAAGGCUCACUUCCCACAAGCAUCCGAUCACCAAACUGCGAGACUUGAUUUCGAGAGAGACGACUUAGGGAAAAUCAAGAAACAUCUAUGGCUGAGGCGUUCCGACGAUUGCCCAAGUACGUGGUGCUCCGAUCGCGUCGAUGUACCAACUACCGAAACUACCUGCAAUUCCUUUGGAACGACGACGAGUUCGGCGGCGGCUACCACAAAGCCAUGGGCGCCAUCCGCGAUUUGGAGGUAGUGAGCCCGUUCGUGAAGCUGGAGGUCGUCCCUUCAGCUACCAACCCAUCGUGGGCCGUCCACCUCCUCUGCUCCUGCAACAACAAGUACUUGGAGGUGGUCCGGCACAAGGACACAGACCUCAUGUACGUCUCCGCCACCGCCGACCGCCCCGUCGACGACCCUAACGUGUCCUCGUCCACGAUGUUCAACCUCUCAUUCAAACAUCCCGCCGUCGUGGCACUCCAUCACGGCGGUACGGACAGAUUGGUUGCGAUUUCGGCUGCCACGGGUGUGGCCAUGGCGGUGCCGACGACGGAGGGGGAGUACUUUGAGUACUUCCCUUGGGAAUCUCACGAGGAGAAGAUGAAGGCCAAGGACAAGGAGAACAAGACGCUAAGUGAUGUAUUGUAUUUGAUUAUACUCCUUGUAGCAUUGUAUGUUCUUAUGUUGAUUGGUGGGGUUAUGGGUUAAGGGAUUAGGAUUCAGUCAACUAAGGGGGCAAUUUUAGUGAUAUCACCAAGCCUAAUCGAUCCUUAAAUUAAUUUCUUUUCACAUCCUAGGGUUGUGGGCUGCUGUGUUAGUUAUGAUUUGCUUAAUUAUAUUGAGCCAUUUUCUGAAAGCCAAAGAUAUUUUCGUUUCCUUUUUGUGUUAUAGUGCAAUUGUUUCGAGCAUGAUCUAGGAUGCAGUGCAGAUAAGAAGUCAAACAACAAAGCACUUUGAGAUCACUCGUGUGACAAAAUGAUACUUUUGAUAAAUUUUCAAAUGGUGU
This is a messenger RNA of Linum trigynum, 1210 nucleotides long. Lineage: Eukaryota; Viridiplantae; Streptophyta; Magnoliopsida; Malpighiales; Linaceae. The record is from the annotation of a GenBank genome assembly.